Messenger RNA from Gadus chalcogrammus (walleye pollock), 2345 nucleotides. It is a transcript of the gene dlk2, whose product is annotated as delta-like 2 homolog (Drosophila). Gene Ontology annotation, biological process: heterophilic cell-cell adhesion; establishment or maintenance of epithelial cell apical/basal polarity. The transcript has 7 exons. Bases 141 to 1322 code for a protein of 393 amino acids. Gene Ontology annotation, molecular function: calcium ion binding. The record is from RefSeq and is a predicted model, not a curated record. Gene Ontology annotation, cellular component: plasma membrane; protein-containing complex. Lineage: Eukaryota; Metazoa; Chordata; Actinopteri; Gadiformes; Gadidae.
ACACACACACACACACACACUCCCACUGGCACUCUGGAGGGCGCCCAGCAGCAGGCAUGCGGAGCAGGACAGCAUAUUAACGCUCUUCUCUGCGUGAACACAAACCCAACGCUGGCUCUUCAAAGGGUCUCCUCCUCAUCAUGCUGACUCACAGAGAGGGAGGUUUGGUUCUCCUGCUGCUGAGCCUCAGCCUGCUCCUCCCCCAGCCCUCAGGAGGUCAAGGUCAGGACCAGGGUCAAGGUCAAGGUCAAAGCCAGGACCAGGGUCAAGUCUCCCUUCCAGAGUUCAACUGCUCGUGUAACCUCACCAACAGUCGCUGUGAUGAGGCUGGAGUCUGCAGGUGUGACCCGGGCUGGGCGGGGCCGCGCUGCGAGGCCUGCGUGCCGACCCCGGGCUGCGUCCACGGCUCCUGCCACCAGCCCUGGCAGUGCAGCUGCCUCCCGGGCUGGGGGGGGCGCUUCUGCGACAAAGACGUCCAGGUGUGCUGGAGGGAGGAACCGUGCCGGAACGGGGCCACCUGCAUGAUGGAGGAGUCGGGGGACUACACCUGCCUCUGUCCCCACGGCUACCAGGGGAGACACUGCCAGCUGAAGACUGGACCCUGCUCCCAGAGACGGUCUCCGUGCCGUAACGGCGGUCAGUGCGAGGACGACGGCGGCUACGCCAACGCGCUGCGCUGCCGCUGCCUGGCGGGCUACGGGGGCCCGCGCUGCGAGGUGGACCUGGACGACUGCGCCAUGCGGCCCUGCGGGGGCGGGGCCACCUGCGUGGACGGGGUCAACCGCUUCUCCUGCCUCUGCCCCCCCGGCUUCAGCGGGCGCUUCUGCUCGCUGAACACGGACGAGUGCGCCGACCGGCCCUGCCUCAACGGGGGCCGCUGCCUGGACGGCGCCGGGACCUUCCGCUGCGUCUGCCCCCCCGGGUUCACCGGCCCCGCCUGCCAGGAGGCGCGGGGGAGGGAGGAGGCCAGGGACCCCCUCCUGUUCAAGGUGUCUGUGAGGGAGGUGGGGGCCCAGGGAGGGGGCCUCUCCCAGGCCCAGGUCCUGUUGGUGGGGGUCCUGGGGGCCCUGACCCUGGCCGUGGUGCUGAUCACCGCCGGCGUGGUGCUCCGGGGCCGCUGCCAGAACCGGGACCAGGGGCCCCGACACAGACCGCCCCCGCCGUCGGCACGGCAUCGGGAGGAGAGCGGGUUGUCGUUGGCGACGGCGAUGCCUGAGCAGAGCCGGGGGGCAGUGGAGGAGCAGGAGUGUAAGAUCAGCUUCCUGGACCCGCCCACCGGGACGGAACCAGAGAAGAAGAGACUCAACUCUGCGGUGAUAUAGACGAGCGGACACAGGGGCGUUCAAGCUAGGAACACCAUGGAGAGAGAGAGAGAGGGCACAGGUUCGAGGGACACGGGACGAGAGACAGAGACAGAGACACACAGAGAGACACAGAGAGAGAGAGCGAGAGAGAGUCCCGCCCUGUGAACCUGCUCAGAGAAGCUGCAGGUCCUGGUCUGACCCGGGUCUGAACCCGGGUCCGAGCCCCUCGCUGCCCGGGUCCUGUUGGACCUGCAUUCCGGACCAGGACCAGUACUGGUCCAGACCCACCAGGGUCCAGGAGUAACCCUGGAACAGAGAGAGACCGGGACCAGAGAGAGAGACCGGACCAGAGAGAGAGACCGGGACCAGGGGCUCGGUCCUCUGUCUAACAUUCCCUCCGGGUCGUGACCUCCGUGCCGAGAGGUCACGACCCCUGACCCUUCCCAGGGAGGGUCAUGCGACACAGAAUCCAGGGUUCAUUUCAGGACGGCUUUCAGCCCUCCAGGGGGCAGGGGCUACAGACUGCUGACCGACCCCAUGAGCUGGUCGUCUUGGAUACCAUGCCCCCGCCCCCAGAGGCCGUCGUCAUGGGUACCACACCCCCACCUCAAGAGGCCGUCAUCAUGGGUACCACGCCCCUCCCCCAGAGGCCGUUGUCAUGGGUACACCGCCCCUCCCACAGAGGCCGACGUCAUCAUCACAUGAGGAAGCCCGCGUGCCACUCUGCUAACGCCCUUUUGUGGACUAGGCUCAGAAUCGCAGACGCAGAACCAAGAAUGCGUCGACAUGGACACCCACUGCAUCGUUAGGCCGUUGCCGUGGAAACCCACAGCAACACUAGGGCGUUGUUAGGGCGACUCUUCAGCGAAGGUGGUGGAGCUGUAGGCCGUGGUUCAGGCUGGCCCCCCCACAGUCACCGGCCCCCAGAGAGGGGCCUGUGUAAAUGUGUAUAUAGAUGUACGUUAUUUAUUGAUGUCCUUUAUGUUGUGGAAGCUUAAUGUCUUUUUCUGGGCAGUUUUGUUGAAUUGUGGCAAUAAAGAU